Caenorhabditis elegans is the source of this 1360-nucleotide messenger RNA. RefSeq names its product Protein-tyrosine phosphatase (gene Y48G9A.9). The record is from RefSeq and is marked reviewed. The transcript has 7 exons. Gene Ontology annotation, molecular function: protein tyrosine phosphatase activity; hydrolase activity; protein tyrosine/serine/threonine phosphatase activity. Lineage: Eukaryota; Metazoa; Nematoda; Chromadorea; Rhabditida; Rhabditidae. Bases 55 to 1113 code for a protein of 352 amino acids.
AAAUACUACUGAUAAGCUUCAGAAAAUUUCAAAAAUCCAAAAAGUUGGCUCAAUAUGCUGAAAAUCUUCGGAGACAAGAAGGGGAAGGAGAAAAAAGGAAAAAAUAACAAUAAUGUGAAUGAAAAACGUCCAGCGUCGGCACAAAGCUCAAAUGGCACAGAGACAGAUGAUCACCACAGAAAGUAUGUAGAAACUCUGAACAACUUUAUAAUUGCCACUGAAAAGCUGGGAAUCGAAGGUUUGGCGAAACAGUACCGGAAACUCGAUGCCCAGCAGGACUCCUCACUAACUUUUGAGGCUUUUAAGCAGAAUAUGCACAAAAAUCGAUAUUCAGACGUGGUAUGUCGCGACACUACACGAGUAAAGCUGACAAUUGACAAAAGUCGAUAUGAGGAUUAUAUUCAUGCAAAUUACGUAAAAACCAAUUACCUGAGGAACACAUUUAUCUGCACACAAGGACCCCUUCAGCACACAAUUAUCGAUUUUUGGAGGAUGAUUUUUCAGGAGAGAGCUGAGAGCAUUUUGAUGCUCUGCAAAACAAUGGAAGAGGGCCGCCCGAAAUGCGUCGGCUACUGGCCAUCACUUGGCGUAACAGAAACAUACGGGUGCAUACGUGUCACAAAUAUGGGCGAAUCGUCCGAUGAAUUUGAAAUUUGCAAUUUAGCAGUGACAUUUGUGCCUGACAAUGUGCCGGUCGAUGAGCAGCCCGCAAAUUUGAAGGAGCUCAGAGUUAACCUGAUUAAAUGGCCAAAUUGGCCGGACCGCGGUGUGCCCGACGAAAAAUGUCAUACAGUACCCCAGCGGCUGUUGGCUCAGGUGCGGCACGGCCCUUGUGUGGUACAUUGCUCCGCCGGGAUUGGAAGGACCGGUUGUGUAGUUGCUCUGGAAUUCGCUUAUAAUAAAUUGGAUAGAGGACUGAAAGUAGACUUUGAGGAGAUCAUAACAGAACUCCGAAAACAGCGCGCCCAAUGCAUUCAAACAGAAAUUCAAUACCUCUACAUCCAUCGUGUCAUGAUUGCCUUCGCACGCGGGGAGACGGACGUUUCGGAGAAGGCUUUGGCAGCUGCCGACGCAUUUUUGAAGUCUUAUGAUGAACAUUUGAAGAAAAUUUGAAUAUUUCUUGCCGUAAAAAAUUUUUUUUGAAAAUUUUUUUUUUUUUUGAAAAUUUUUUUAAAAUUUUUUCGAAAAAUAAUUUUUUAAUAUUUCUAUUUUAUCGAUUAUUUCUCCAGACUUUUUAUUGAUUUUUGCAAAAACCGGUGUCCCAUUUUCCCCCAAAACGCUUUUAUAUCAAUUCUCAGAGCCCCCAUUAUUGAUUUUUGGUACUUUUCCGCUAGUCAAAUGAAUUUUUCCUUAUUUUUCC